Tilletiaria anomala UBC 951 is the source of this 840-nucleotide messenger RNA. RefSeq lists its product as uncharacterized. The coding region runs from base 286 to 456 and encodes 56 amino acids. The record is from RefSeq and is a predicted model, not a curated record. Lineage: Eukaryota; Fungi; Basidiomycota; Exobasidiomycetes; Georgefischeriales; Tilletiariaceae. The transcript has a single exon.
AAGAUGGUCCGCCCCACAACGUACGGCAUUGCUGCUGCUCGGAGCCUUCGCCACUCCUGUAGGGGUGCGACACCAGUGGCAAAAAAUCAACUGCGCGCAGGCUUUGCCACCGGACCUGGCCCCCCGUUUAAGGUGGGUGCAAUAUUGGUCGUGUGUUCUGACCUCAAUAUCUGCUGACAUUCGUCUUGGACCUUGGGCACCGGUUGUCUCGCGAUCGACAAUUGCGAUGUGCGGCUGUGAUGCGGGGCAAUGCAGAACGAUGAUCAAAAGUUCUCCCAAAAUCAAAUGCUCAUCGGAGCGGGCGUAGCGCUGGGUCUGGGCCUACUCAUUUACCGCAUGGGAAUCGUGGGAGAUAAGGGAGAGGCUGGUGCACCGCAUGCUGGACCAGCACGCGGCAACAACAGUCGCAACACUUCAAAGCUGCAUCCCAUGCAAACGGAUGGUAAGGGAGUCUGAGUGCAAUGUUCGGUUGGCUCGUCACACCGCCAAAGAUGGAAAAGUUGGUGACGCAUCUCGAAGAGUUGAACUUGGUGUGUGCUUUUGCUGCACGAGGCUGAGUGUGAAUCGUUCGAGCCCGACCGGGGAGGCCAGCAAGCAGCCAGUCAUCCAGUUCUCUUAUCUAUGCCGGUUUGUAAUGUACGAGGCUGAGAUCAAGGUGUCAGUUGUAUCGAUCCUUUCAAACAAGAACAUGUUGAUCUUUCAGCGGUCGCUUGAUUUUGACUCCCUAAUCCGAGCCCGGUGGGAGCAAGCGGGUGCGCCGGGUUACCUAUGUCCUAACAACAAGUUCCGGGUGGUUAGGAGCAUAAAUCUUGGUUUAUGAUGUGGCUUUCCUGGUAUGCA